Messenger RNA from Cucurbitaria berberidis CBS 394.84, 1500 nucleotides. RefSeq names its product MFS general substrate transporter. Lineage: Eukaryota; Fungi; Ascomycota; Dothideomycetes; Pleosporales; Cucurbitariaceae. Bases 1 to 1500 code for a protein of 499 amino acids. The record is from RefSeq and is a predicted model, not a curated record. The transcript is spliced from 5 exons.
AUGUCCAACUUCGAUGCUGCUCCUCCCAACACCCAUGCUGGUGGCGAUGACGAUGCUCUUCGCACGAAGGGUGACGAUCCGAUGAACGCUCCUGCAACCUACGAGAUUGCCGACGAGAGAAUGAACAUGGAGGAGUACGCGAGAACUGUGCCGUUGUGGCGGCGAGUCUGGCAGCAUAGUCUGACGCAGAUGAUACUUAUCAGUAUACAAGCGUUCUGCGGUCCUGCUAUGGCUGAUGCUAUUGCUGGGCUUGGUGGAGGUGGUUUGGCUACCCCUCGAACGUCUAACAUCGCGAACGCAAUCAGUUACGCCAUGCUUGCUGUCUGCUGUGCCCUUGGAGGCCCCAUCGUUAACAAACUGGGCACCAAAUGGGCAUUGGUCAUUGGCGCCUGCUCUUUCCCUAUCCGCGGUUCAUCAUACUACUGCAACUCCAAAUUUGGAAACCAAUGGUACCUAAUUCUGGGUGGAUUCAUUGACGGCAUUGGGACAGGCACUUGGUAUGUUGCAGAGUCGGGCACAAUCAUGUCCCUUGCUCCAUCAGGCUCUCGUGGAAAGUACCUAGCGCUGUGGAUUGUUGCUCGGAAUCUUGGACAGCUGGUGGGAGGUGCUAUCAACCUGUCUAAGAACUAUACAAAGGGUCUGGAAGGCGGUGUAACGCCUGAUACAUACAUCGCCUUCUUGAUCAUUGAGUGCCUGGCAGUGCCGUUCGCUUUCCUCAUCUCACCUCUCGAGCGAGUCGUUCGGUCUGAUGGAACGCGCAUUCUCGUUUCGGAGAAGCUAUCAACCAAAACGGAAUUUAAGCUCAUCAAGGUCACGAUGACAUCGAAGCUCAUUGUGCUAUCCGCCAUGUGGGCGCUCUGGUCGUUCUUCUACAGUGGAACUUGGUCGACUUACCUAGGAAUUUAUUUCACCGUUCGGGCUCGCGCACUCUCAUCGCUUGUCUCACCCUUCUUCUGCAUUGUCGGCUGCUUCGGUCUUGGCUUCAUCCUCGACAUAAAGAGCCUCAGUCAGCGCCGCCGCGCCCAAAUUGGCCUCUUCGUCAUCGUCAUCACCAAUCUUGCCGUAUACAUCUGGUCAAUCGUGAUGCAGGUGAGAUUCAACAGCAACAACCCUGGCAAGAUUGACUGGGAUGAACCGCUCUAUGCGCGCUCCUUCUUACCGUACUUCUUCGUCCAGACAACUGGACCUCUGUCCCAGUCGUACAUGUACUGGUUACUAUCGUCCUUUGCGACCGAUGCUCAAGCAAAUGUCCGCAACGGAGCUGCCUUUCGCUGUAUUGAGGCUAUUGGUCAAGCCAUCUCAUUCGGCAUGAACACUCAGAUUGAGACCAGCCCUCUUAUCGGCUUUUGUGUGACCUUCGGCUUAAUGGGUCUAGCUAUAGUCCCAAUGCUGAUGCUUGUCAACUCAACACCAGACCGCAUCCCUGCCGAUGUUAUUGCCGAGGAGAUGGCACGUGAGGAGAAAAAGGUCGGUACGGUUCAGGUUGAGUCGAAAGCUUAG